Molecule: messenger RNA, 1195 nt
Organism: Cotesia glomerata
Lineage: Eukaryota; Metazoa; Arthropoda; Insecta; Hymenoptera; Braconidae
Exons: 3
Coding region: 713-1063 (116 amino acids)
Source: RefSeq, a predicted model, not a curated record
GUUGGUUAAAGGUUUUACGUAUCGUGCUUGGAAAAAAUUAGCUCCAUGCAUACUGAUAUUUAUUUUAUUAUUUAUUCGCAAACGACCAGGUGAGUUAGAGAGAAUUCUUAUCGAUGACUAUAAAAGAGCUGAGACGUUUGAGAAAACAAAUAAAGUUUACGAGUACGACCGAUUAUCAAGUAAUGAUAAAAAAUUAGUUGAUGAGUACUUACGCAUUGAGUUUGGUGGGAAGAAAGGCCGAGAGGUGCCACUACUUUUAUCAAGCAGUAUGCGUGGUUUCAUAGAUUUAAUUCUUGCUCAUCGUAGUGCAGCUAAAAUACACCCUGAUAACCUGUUCAUUUUUGCGUUACCAGGAUUUGACGGUACGCAUUACUACCAUUUAGAAGUAUGUGCUUUCAUGAGGAAUUAUAGUAAAAGAUGUGAUGCACAGUAUCCAGAACGGAUACGAGCAACAGGUCUUCGUAAACACUUUGCAACGCUGAAAAUUGACGAAUGUCCAAUUUACGAUGUAUCCAAUUUCAUGGGUCAUGCUGAGAAAAUCCACAGGGAUCACUAAAGACAAACUGUAGUAACUCGGGACGUCUGUGGUGUUUCCCAAAUUCUAGAUGUAGCAUCCGGUGGUAAAAGAGUCCUGCAACGUGAUCAAGACCGUUCUGCAUCUUCGUCUACGCCCCAGAAACAAUCUGAUGCUAGUGAAAAUGACAAUUUAGACAUGGAUGUCUCUCUAGAUGUGAAUGUGGACCAACGUACCGUAGAAUCGAAUUCUGAUUCAGAUCAAGACAAUUCUACUGUUACGGCUCGUAUGAAAAAGUUUUUAACAAAAACACGCAAGUUAGAUGAUCCUGAAAUGUCAGAUGAAGAGUUCGAUGACGUAACUUCAAGGGCUGAUGAAAUUCCAAAAAUUUCAAAAACAAAGCCUUAUUAUGAUGAUGCAUUAACCGCAAAACGCAGGGGAAUAAAUACGAAAGAAUCAUGGUCAAGCACGGAGAAGACGCUUGUUCUAAAAACAUUUGGCCAUUUAAUUAAACUUUUGAAAACUCCGACUACAGAAGUCAUGACGUAGUUUUUAGAAGUUAAUCCAAGUGUUAAAAGAUCUGUACCCCAACUGCGCUUAUUGAUCCAUAAUCAAUAUGCACAAAAAUUACAAAAAAAGAAAAAGAGACUAUAAUCGUAAUAUUCUCUAAAAUGAUAUAAU